Suillus bovinus is the source of this 801-nucleotide messenger RNA. Its product is annotated as putative methyltransferase-domain-containing protein. Bases 1 to 801 code for a protein of 266 amino acids. The transcript has 6 exons. The record is from RefSeq and is a predicted model, not a curated record. NCBI's taxonomy places the organism in Eukaryota, Fungi, Basidiomycota, Agaricomycetes, Boletales, Suillaceae.
AUGGCUGUAACCCAACCCCCACCGCUACUAUUCGACAAUCUACCUGAACCAGUAGCGAGUUUAAAUGAGAUUGCUUUAGACGAGGCCCUCGACAUAUUAGAUCCCUUGCGACAUCUCAGGACCGAUGCCAACGGCUUCGCUCGAGAUGACGAAGAUACGGUCGUCGUACCUUCGCAGCCGCGAUCUAUCCUCGGUGAGACGAUCAGACUGACAUUUCCUGCGGAGUCCCCGCUUGUGUCGAUAUCACUCAAGGUUGAUGCAUCUCAUGGUUGUGGCGGCAUUGCUUGGCCCGCUGGUGAGGUUCUAUCAAAUUACAUCGCAUUUCGAGGCAUCGAGUAUCUUCGAGGCAAGAAGAUUGUCGAGAUCGGGAGUGGAACGGGACUAGUUGGUCUUGUAGCAGGCGCACUCGGUGGUACGGUCUGGAUCACCGAUCAAGCCCCGUUGCUGGGUAUCAUGCAACAAAAUGUGUCAUUGAACAAUUUGCAGUCCUGUGUCUCCGUUCGCGAACUCAAUUGGGGAGAGACGCCGCCCUCGGACAUACCUCCUCCUGAACUGAUCCUCGCCGCAGAUUGUGUCUACUUUGAGCCUGCUUUCCCUCUUCUUGUCCAGACCUUAUCAGAUAUGGUCGUCAGUGGCAGUACAGAAAUUUUAUUUUGUUACAAGAAGCGACGUAAGGCAGAUAAACGGUUCUUCACGAUGUUGAAGAAGAAGUUCAGUUGGGCAGAGGUGUUGGACGACCCAAAUCGCGAAAUUUACAAUCGCGAAGCCAUCUCGCUUCUAACUCUUACAAAGCGGUCAUGA